AUGGUCAAGAAACCAGCCACGAAUCUCGCCACAUCUUCCAAGGGUAAAGGAGGGCCCUCAAACACGAAGGAGAUUGUUUCGAUAGACGAUAUCUUCGCUGCUCCUAUACCAAAAAAGCGUAAAGCGGAUGUUGUUGAAGGGGAAAUAAGUAAGAACGACAAGAGUAAAACCAAGAUCAAGAAUUACGAUGCACCUCAAGCUUCAACGUCAAGCUUAAAUCCCACUGAGGGCGAAAAUAAGAAGAAGAAGAAGAAACGUCCUCAAACGGAGAAUGUCGAUACUCAACCUGACAAACCAGAGAGAGUGGUGGAAGAAGUUGUGGAUCCAUCUUCUUUGAUUGAGAUACGGAAAAAAGUGGAAGCUGAAAAAGCAAAAAUGGUUAAAAGCGUUAAAGUGAAAAGUGGGAAAAGGGACGAUAAAGAUGUUGAAGAUGAUGAGUUAUUCGCUGAUUCGAGAGGUGAAGGUCCAAGACGAAAGACAGAAGAAGGUUUUUUGAUUUACAAGGAAGCAGAAUUGCAGAUAGAUCCGACUGCAGGUGGUACUCCACUAUGCCCAUUCGAUUGCGAAUGUUGCUUCUAA
This is a messenger RNA of Kwoniella shivajii, 579 nucleotides long. RefSeq lists its product as uncharacterized. The record is from RefSeq and is a predicted model, not a curated record. The transcript has 3 exons. Lineage: Eukaryota; Fungi; Basidiomycota; Tremellomycetes; Tremellales; Cryptococcaceae. Bases 1 to 579 code for a protein of 192 amino acids.